AUGGCUGAGCUGGAUCAACACCGCCCGACUACGUCGACAUUCCAUCGGCCUACGAUGGAGGAGUCGGUGGUGAAGCUGAAGAGGUUGCAACGCUUCACGAGACAAUUCUCCAUUUUUGUGCAUUGUGAGGAAGAGGUUGGUUGGUUUGUGUUCAUUUUCUCGCCACAAUGGGGCCUCUUGAGCGCGAUGCUCGUUUGGAAUCGCAAAUUAGAAGCCCGGAUUUCGAUUGUCUCUUUUUCGCGUGUCAUUGUUUCUCAUGCUCUCAAUGUAGCAACUCCCAAAUGCUGUCAAGACAACGUUCAGCCGUUUAUGAUCACUGGUCAUCGGUUUCAAUAGUAUGAAUGCAGUUAUCUUAAUUGAGAGUACUGAGCAGAACAAGCAUGAAAUUGGAGCUAAACGAUUUUGAGUUUGUUCCAUGUGACUGGUCUCCUACUUUUUGUUGACUCGUUUCGCAACUUCAACUCGACCCACAACCACCGAACUACCCACACACUUUUACUUUUCCACUCUCAUUACUUUGCCCCUUAUUUUUGCAGAAGCUUUCCAAAAUUCCGUCCGAAAAACCGACCAAAGAUGAGAACAAGGACGACGGUCUGUUCAAGUAUCCCGGAAACUUGCGGGCCAUCAAACGAAAGAGACACGUACCCAAACAGUGAGUCAUUUGAAAGAUGCCAAGGGUUUUUCCAAUUUAUCAAGUUCAGACCCGUCAAGAGUAUCAGUGUCAAGCGGAAGAUGAUGGAGCAUCAGAAAUCAAUCCGCGAAGAGCCGGAGGGACCACCAACUGAGUCAGAGAUCAAAGAGGAAAUGGAUCAGAAAGUGAAAACAACUGAUGUGGAGGAGGAGAAGGGGGAAGAGGAAAAGCUUGAGAGAUCGGAAUGAGAUGUCCGCUUUGUGAAUUUCUGUAUAUGUACCUGUCCCGAUGAUUCAGAAAAAUGGGAAACUGACAAAAGUAUAAAAUCGUAGUGUACCCACAUGAUAUUUAUUGCAACGUAACCUGCAUCUAUGAAUAAAUUCAUUAUUUUGUAUGACACAUCGAAAGUUGACCACAAGGACCCAUUGAACGUGUAAUUUAUCAGUUGGCUCGAGUGACUCAACUCGCUUUCCUGACGGGAUCUCCUAUUGCACUGCGGGAACAUUGUAACUCAAACCACAAUCAUAAAAAGAUGCACAUUGUGAUUCAUCUGGUUUGCAUCCAUUUCAUUCAGCAUUGGCUAAUAAAAGCAGUGUGUGAGAGUGGAGGAGAAAACUUUUCAGGUGCCUCUGGUGGGCGCCCACCACUUCCAUCAAUCAUUUCCAACAUUUUGUUGUGUACCAACUUACAAAGCUUUCUGAAACAUGUGUUAUUAGUCACUCUUUUUACUCAUCUUUGUUUGAUUUAUUCUAUCAUUAUCACUUUAAUAUCCAUUAGGCGCCCCUGCUUGUUUCCUCUCCAAACAAACAUUGUUUUUCACCCAAAACAUAGUUAUAUCCGCAGCAAUUAUUGGGUUUAUCCAGAAUUCCUUCACAUUUUUUCUAGAAACAGCAUGUGUUGCCCGAGCAGAAAUUGCUUCCUGGAACCUAACCUUGGGUCGUGGAAUGUGAUCGAAUGCAAUCUUUUAUUUAUGUGCUGCCUCGAGAAUUAAGUAAGUGAGUAGGUGAUUGGUGUGCUUAAGACUCUCUAAUGAGUCUACGAAUGAACUGCUCAUCAACAAAUUGUUGCAGAAUGCGUUCAUUGCCGUCAAGUUCAGGAAGCAACACACUCUUUAUAAUUAUUUUACCAGAUUCCAAAAAAAGUUUCGUUAACAGCAGGUGUAGUCAAGCUGUGCGCAUAUUUGUCCAAAUGCUGAUUUGUCGUUCGUUUUUGGACGGUCGAGUGAGCAUAUAAUGAGACUUUCGAUUUCUGCAGGCUUCAUUACCCAUUUGCAAACAGAAACAGAGUCUUAGAAUCAGACGAAACUCUUUGCAAAUCCUUCAGACCUAUGAUCUGAAACGUCAGCCCUUCUCACGCUCGAACCGACUGAGCUAUGGCGGCUGUUAAACUUUUGCGCUCGUAUUCCAUUGAUAAUGUCGGUGACUGACUGGAAUUCAUGAUUACUUCAAAUUUUUAAAGUGUAUCCUCGCGAGAUGAUUUGAAUUGCGCGCAAAUCCGAAGAGCUUCGGUUUGUGUCUAGACAGGGAUAUCGAGUUACACAACACCCCAAUAAAACUUGCCUGUAACACCUGCUUACCAAAUUUGAUAAAUGUCUUCUGACCGUCUGUCUGAGGACUGACAAAUAUCCGAGUUGAUUUGUUAUGUCUGUAGAGGGAUGUCAAACCUAGUUGCAACCGGCCUUUCUUUUCCAAAACCGCUUCUUUGUGGCUAACUAGAUUCGGAAAAGAGCGAUUCGUGCUUCCUAAAUAAGAAAUGUUUCAGAAAGGUCCAAUUCUGGAUGAAAAUCUUAACAUUUGACUUUUGUGGGUUUUUUGAAACAUUUUCCUAUAAUUUGUCAUCGCCGGGGUAGACCGACUCGUUGGCCCGGAUUUUGAGACGUGCGCAUUCGUUCCGCUACAUAGCGAUAGAACCUUUUCCCUAGGGUAUGUACUAAGAAAAGAUUUAUUUCGAGUUCGAACCUAUUCUGGUUAGAUUGAGAAUGAGCAAACUUCUCCGAAAAGAGAAGAGCCUCUGACCCAAUUCAUUAUUUCAGUUCUAGAAUCCAAAAACAAGGAACUAAUUGAAGUCUUCAGUGAGCACACACACACACAAACAGGUUGUCGGCGUUCUCUCGUUUUAAAGUCAAAACCAUUAGUCUUUGCUCUAUCAAAUAAUGUGUUUGCGCCUCCUUCUCUCGUUCGCGGCUUUUUUGCACGUUGAAAAGCGUCGAGAGUAACGGGAGGAGUGGGUCUCUUCCCGUCGCGCAACACAAUCAUUCUGUUUAUCCUUGAGUACGAGCCAGUCGCAAUCCGCCCUUCACCUCCUCAUAUAACAUACACUCUAUUGUAUCGGUGCAGCUACUGCAGAGAGAGAAAGAAAGAGAGAGAGAGAGCGCGCGUCAUUCCUCGGCCACCCUCGGCUCUCCUCCACCCUCCCCGUCCCUCAACUACGACGGCCACCCAAAACGAUGUCCACUGGUCACUCGGUGCGCCAAGUAUAUCGAUUUGCAUGAAAACACGUCGUCAUUUGUCUGAGUCUCAAGGUACUGUUCGGGUCUCUCUCUCUCUCUCUCUUCCGAAUGUGUGUGUGUAUUUAUGCUAAUUAUACGAAAGGCCGGUGCGCGGCUUGUAUCUCUUUUUUGUUUUCCGUCUAUUCUCUUUUCAAAGUGACUGAUUUCAUUUGAUAGCCUAUCACUUUCUUGUUUUUUCAAGUCUAAUUUCCCUUUGUGUCCAAACUUUCUCCCGUAUUUUUGUCGGUUGCACUUGGCAGCCGGUCAGCUAGUCUCUCUCUCUCUCUCUCUCUCUCUCUCUCUUUCUCUCUCUCUUUCUCACCCAGCGGCAUCGAGACACAUGUUUUAUUUUAUUUAGAUUUAUUGUUCAAACUGCUUGAUUUAACGUCGUUACUAAAAAUUUGAGAACGUAAGCUUUUUGCAUAAUUUCAUCAAAAGCUGAAAGCGUUCAUUGGCUUUUGUUCACUCGUGCCUCUCAUUUCAAGUCGUUGAACGCUUUUCCUUUCUUUCUCUUUUUUCUGUUCUCUGCCAGUUUUAGCUAUCUAGACUUUUGCUUAGUGGAAAAAACAAAGACAAGGCGUGAUUUCUUACUUUUCUCACUCCCACACUGAAUUUUUCAUGAGUUUUUUGUUCUGGGCGGGAGAGAGCGAAUCAAUCAAGAAUCAAGUUCACAAUUCGCAUUUUUACUUGCUCAUCUGUUCUUGAUCUCUCAUCAUUAUCAGCUCAAAAUUCAGCGAGCAGAUCUUUAAUUCAGGUUCAUUCAGAAAUGCAUCUCAUGACGCUAUUCAUCCUUUCUCCACGCAUUCAUUAGUUAUCUGCUCUCCCAUUGGGGCAAGGUCACCUUUUCCGUCCAUGUUAACAUUCGUUCCGAUCGUUGGCCCACAAGAAGUCAUGGGUUAGCCCAAUCUUAUCAUUAACGGAAAGGUAACCGCACACCAUUUGACGUGUCAAACGGUAAUUACUCUGCUCUUUAUUCUCAUCUGGUCGUUGAUUCAUUAGCUCCUUUUUCUCGUUUAGUCUUCUGAUCUGAUCGUGUUCACCACAGUCGGUUUGGGAAUUCACUUCAAUUCAAUCAACGAAAACGGUUUCUGUUUUUGUUUGCCUCUGACUCACAGUUUUUCCCCCAAUAUCUCGUGGUUUUCUUCGAUCUGACUCACUUUCACCGUUACUGAUCACCGCUUCUCCACUAUUUUCCUCUAUUGUCGUUCAGUUUCCGUCGGGAGAAAGAGAGAAAGAAAGAUCACUACCCACAAUGCCCUCCAAAUUGUUCGCAUUUUUCAAUUUUUGCGUGCGCUGAUCUGUUGCCCGUUGUCUGCAGAGGCGUUUAUCUGUCAACUCCUGCCACACAGCCACUUCUUUUCCGCCCAUUUUAUUUCUCAAUUGACCACAUACCGAAUACCCGGCGAGCACCAAACCACGCCCCUGUUUGCACUCGUUCUCUCUAUCGUUCACUUUGUUCCGAUGAUUUCUUGUGCAAUAAUAUGUUUUUUCACUUUCAGUCGUAAAAACUGGCGGGCAGAAGUUGCUCACAGAGCAGCUCCCUGGCGACAGUCGUGGAGAAUCUGCCGCUUUCCUACAACACAGACACGAAAAGUCUGGAUAGGACGCCCUCGUUGGGAUGUCAGGGAACUGAAUCACCUUCAACCGCACAAGGUGAGUUCAUUUUGAUUACCAUCGUAUUUUUCCAAAGUACAAAAGAUUCAAAAACAAAAGAAAAAAGUUUUGCCGCCAGCAGGGGUCGAACCUGCGACCUUGGGCUUAUUAGACCCACGCUCUAACCGACUGAGCUAUGGCGGCUGCUGAACUUUUCCGCUCGCAUUGCAUUGAUGAUGUCGGUGACUUUUUCUCUCUCUCUCUCGUAUUCUAACAAAAUAAAAAGGUCUAACACGCCACAUCGCGCUCUUCAAAAAAAAAAUCGCAUUACCCUGAUUCUUUUUCUCUUGCAGACACUAAAUUCCGCCGAGGUCACAUCCGUCGCAGCUCAUAUGAAUCGGCCCAAAUUCAGCUAAACUUUGCCCGCCGGAUCACGACAGCCAACGGAACACCUGCUUUGGCGCCCUCGGCGGCCAAGUGAGUUCUUGUUUUUAUCUCGUCUUUCGCUUCCUGUCCCACUCCUCUUCUCUCACUAAUAAUGUUUUGGCCUCCCGGUUUUCAGACGCUUUCACUUUGUCUUUCGUGUUUUCAGGCGGGGCUCUAGUGGGAACCCAAAAUAUAAUAAGAGUUGGCCAAGUUAUAAACAGUUGUACAUCCAAGGGGCUAAGAGAAGUGAAUGGAAGUCUUUGAUGUUCGUGCCGUUCAGAUAUAAUUCCGAGGGCAAAUGUAAACAAUGGGAGUUCCCGACUUUCCCCCCGACGUCUUGUGAGACUCAAGUACUAUCACGUUUUUCGGUUCGGCACAACUCACUUCUUGUGAUAUGUUCAGAAAUUCGAAUACGAACAAGCCGAUGAUAAUCUAGUACAAAUCUGGUGUUUUCGGCGCGGGCUAGUGAAAAACACAUUUGUACGAAUGGAUGUGCUUCGUUCUUCUCCCAUUAACAUGGGAAGAUACGAGAACAUGACUAGCAUCUUUCUCUUCACAUCCAAAACAAAUUAAUUCCCAUUUAUACAAGGACCUACGGAAAUAAAAAACGAGAAACACUGUUUCCAAAAGAUCAUUUUACGGCUUGGCUACCUUCUUUAUUGACACAUUUUUUUCGGAAACAAACACACACUUGUCGAAAAUCUUGGCUAACUUGCGCACUCGUUUCCUCUCCCCGCCUACAUCAGUUCCUCUUUUUCAACUGUUGUUAUUGUUAUGAGUUCGAGUCGACGGAACUAAGUUAUCAGCGCGACGUACGAGAGGAACGAAAGAAUAGAAGCGGAGAAAAGGCAAGAAACCAGUUGUGUACGCCGAUUUCGUUUCGAUUGAUUUGCCCUUCGAAAGAACGAAUGAAAUGCGCGCAUAGUCUCCCCAAUGCCGUAAAUCGAACAAAAACUCUCUCUCUCUCUCUCUCUCUGUCUAAUUUUUGCUUCCCUCAUUUCAUCGACUUUUAGUUACACGCUAAGAACAACUUUAUUCCAGUUCCUUCCUUGUUUCCGUGGGCGUCAGUGUCACUGCAGACGAUUGAUAUUUCCCAGAAUGCGCGCCUCGCCGGACUCUGCUAACCAAAUCUUUGCAUUUCUUAUUUUUCAGAUGCCUCGAUGAACCGCUGUGCUCUCUGAAUCUCAGCGCGCGUGCAGAUUGCUCAUCGAGUUCCAGUGAACAAGAUCAGUACGACUCAGGCAUUGGACUGACGGGUGAGUCAGAUUUAUAUUUUCACAACAACGAAAUGUUGUCUGUCCCGUCGUUUCUUGUCGCUUGUUCUGGGACACCAGUGUCAUUCUAUUUCUGCCGCUUCUCCAUGGAAUCGUAUUCAGAAAGCGACUCGAAAAGAUCGUCUCUGGACCGCCGAAGCGAAUUGUCCGACUUUGACGAGCCACCGCCGAAACCGGAAACUUCGUCCAAGUCGCGAUUCUUCAAUUUCCCCAAGUAAGUUUGAGCGUUAUCAAAGUGCGCCAUCUGUUGCGCAUUGACCCACUAUAGAAAGCGACAUUUCAGGAAUUUCUUUUCGCGGAACAAGGAAGAGAAGCACGGGUGGAAAAUGUUUGGAGGUCGCAGCAAACCGUCCGGGGUUAUGGCCACCACCGGCUUGAUUCUCGAGGAAAGGCCCAGUGGGUUACCUUCAAAGUCCGCCGAUGAGGCAGCACAUCACAAGCAGAUGUAUUUGGACAUUCUAGAACAGGUAGCAAUGCUCUACCUCGAACUUUCAUUAAAUAAUCUCAAUCAGGCCAAGAAAAAAGAGCAGAAAGCGGAAAAGGAAAGAGUCCAGGCAAAAGCAGAGCAAAAACGUCUCGAAGAACAAGCAGCUGCUCAUUGCCGUGUCUGGAUCGAACAGAUCUUGCCUAAGUGGGACGAAAUGUGAGUGCAAAAACGCAAAAAAGUUCGGUGCCUCAUGCUGGAAUCGAACCAGCGACCUUCUGUUUACUAGACAGACGCUCUGCCACUGAGCCAAUGAGGCGCAUGAAAGCGGAGGGGCGCCGGCGGUAGACAAGGCCGCCGGCGGGGGAGAAAGAGAUGCGAGCGCGCCGCGGAAAACGAAACGGCCAGAGUGUAUUCAUUUUUCUCAUUGCAGGAAGGAUUCGAAGAGAUGCCGCGAAUUGUGGUGGCAAGGAGUGCCAGCGAAAGUCCGCGGAGAGCUGUGGUCCCUGGUGAUUGGCAAUCAGAUUGAGAUAACAAAAGGUGAGAUAAAUUAUGCAGGAUUCAAUUACGAAAUGAAAUUGUGUAAAGUUUAUGAAAGCGAGCAAAAGUCGAGUAAUUCAUCAUUAUAUGACAACCUUUGCAGAGCUCUAUGAUGGAUUGAUGGAACAGGCAGAGGAGAAAAUUGCGAAACAGCUUGCGGAACAACACAAAGUGAGAAUAUUGUGAAAUGCAUAGACACAUAAAGAAAGAGGGUUUGCAGAACUCGACGGAGCACAAGGAGACGUCGGUGACCCAAAUUCAUCUGGAUGCGACAAGAACUUUCACGUCGUUGGGGAUGUUCCAGAAAGAUGGACCAUAUUAUGAUCACUUGUUGAGACUGCUUAGUGAGAGACCCAGUACUCAUUCCACAUGCAUGGAUGUUUUCUUUCAGGCGCUUAUGCAAUCCUCCGUCCGGAUGUUGGGUACGUCCAGUCGAUGACUUUCAUUGCUGCCGUUCUGCUUAUUCAAAUGGAGCCCUACCCUGCGUUCAUUUCGUUCGCCAACCUUCUCGAGAGACCACUUCAAUCUGCGUUCUUCGGCCUAAAGCAACCGCAAAUGACCGAGUACUUCAUCGCGUACGACAGAUACCUCGAGCAGGAGUUGCCGGCGCUUCAUCAUCAUUUGGACAAGUUGGAUGUCCGGCCAGAUUUGUACCUUAUCGAAUGGUUAGAUCCUCCCAAAUAUCUGAAUCUAGUGUUUAACUGAGCUGUUUUCAGGAUCUUCGCUAUGUACGCCAAGUCGCUUCCGUUGGACGUCACGUGUCGUAUCUGGGAUGUCUAUUUCCGAGAUGGGGAGGAGUUUCUGUUCAAAGCGGCGCUUGGAAUAUUGAGAAUGUACGAGCCAAAGCUGCUCACAAUGGAUUUCGACGACUCGGUGGAGUUUCUGACACGUCUUCCGGACACGCUCACGGGCUCCGAGCUCUUCCGCAACAUUGAACAGUUCAUGAGACCGUACAACGGAGAAUCAUCAAGGUCCAAGAAGCGCUUCUCGCAGAUCUUCCUGGAAAUCGACGAGCGCGUGAACCCCGGAGGAACAACCGCAAGGACUCAGAUCACUCACAACGUGCAAGAGCUCAAAAUGAGCAAGAGUUUGAGCGGAUUCAUCAAGGACCUGUUGUCCUCUCCUGCUCACUAG
Molecule: messenger RNA, 8510 nt
Organism: Caenorhabditis sp. 36 PRJEB53466
Lineage: Eukaryota; Metazoa; Nematoda; Chromadorea; Rhabditida; Rhabditidae
Source: the annotation of a GenBank genome assembly